This is a messenger RNA of Trichobilharzia szidati, 6489 nucleotides long. NCBI's taxonomy places the organism in Eukaryota, Metazoa, Platyhelminthes, Trematoda, Strigeidida, Schistosomatidae. The record is from the annotation of a GenBank genome assembly.
AUGCUACGAAACAUAAUUCUAUUCCUAUUCAUUAUAUUAAUUAUCAUAAAUGAUUUCACUAGUACGGCAAAAGAUCCCUUCUUAGAAAUUCUCCUCCCUGAACGUAUGUAUAAACAUUAUAAACUGAAUGAAAAAACUGGAUAUCUUGAGAAGUUGAUUACUCCAAUAAGUUAUCUUGUCGAAAUGAUAUCAAGUGAUGUUGACGACGGUAACACCACCACCGGCACCACUAUCUUGGAUGCAUUACCACAAAGUAUAGACCAGUUAAUAAGUCCUGCUGGACAAAGCAAACUAUUUAGUGAUAUCCCAGUUGAAAGUAUGCCACCAAAACAUUAUAUGCAUUAUUUAUGGUUACAUGAAACUAGUCGACCGAUUGUUCUACCCUGUUGGACACCAUAUAAACAAGAAGUAAUCAAUUGGUAUGAAACAAACAGUGAUAUGGAGAUAACGCGUACAUGGUUUAUUGGUCAAGGACCGUCAGAAUUUUGGAGUGUAGCAACCGAUGCUGGUUAUUCAGUGGAUCCAGCUUCUGGUGCAUUAUUCAUCUCUCCAUUCCAAGGAUUAUCGUAUAGACACUCACAAUUUUCAUGUGUUAUCAAAUGGAAAGAAACAAAAAGAUCGUCGUUGAAGUUUCAUCAUAUCACUUUUGUUGAAUCACAUUCAAUUGCUUAUCAAUUUAUUCGUGAUCAUCCAUUUCAUAUUGAUAGAAAAGAUUUAUCCACGGCUACAGUGCGUUUCGAUUUUAGCGCGAUUAAUCCAUUUGUUCCAAUUUGUGGUACAUAUUCGAAAGAAGAAUAUAUGCGAACAUGUCGUGAUUCGAUUUGGGCCAAUCAGAAAUUAGAUUUAAUUCAAAAUCAAUUAACAGAUCAUAUUGAUUUCAGUAAAUGGACAGAUUUUGAAAGUGUUUAUGAAUUAUUCAAUAUUUCAAUAAUGAAAUCAUUAAGUGAUUUCUGUCAUCAGUACAGUUGUAAAAUUACAAGUGGUAUUAAAGAGACAACACAAGAAACUGAUAUUGUUAUUUCUAAAAUCAAUAUAACUCUACUUCCGAAACCUGAGAAACCAAUUGUAACUACAACAUCGACAACAGAAUUUAUUGAUGAAGAUGAAGAUGAAAUACUCACUGGAACAACAACAACAAUUCCAGCAAAUGGAACAAAUGGAACAACAUCAACACCAACACCACCGAAACCAGCACCAGCGGCAGCAAAACCAUCAGUACAGGAUGAUAAAACACCCCAUAGAGAAAAUGAGACCCUUGUACCUGGUGAAUCUAUGCCGGAAAAACCGAAACCUAAAUCAAAAAUAAUACAUAAAGCAGAAGUUGAAGGAGAAUCAACCGAACUGCCAACGCCACCACAACCAUCACCACCAGGACUUUCAGCAGAAGAAUUGUCGGCGAUUGGUGAUAUUCUAGCAUCAACCGGAAGGAAUGAUACUGAACCGCCAAAUACACCAACGAAUGACACAGCAGCAACAACAGCAGGUGAAUUAGAUGACACUGCAACAAAUGAAACAGUUACACAAAGUCCUAAAAACAAUCAAUCUGACGUAGUAGUAGUAGCAGUAAUCACAGGGGAGCCUAAAUUGAUAUCAAUGAAAACAUUUCAUUUUGAAGUUGAAUUAGAAUUUACAAAUCCAUUGAUUGAUUGUGAUAUGAUCAAGGGAAUCGUUGAACCAGAUUUAGGCGAUAUGGAUCUUAAACAAUUUCAAUUUUCUUUUGAUAAUGAACCAUUUUCACCAUUAUCUAAUAGUUUAUAUAAAUAUCAUUCAGUUGCUGUUAAAUCACGUACACCUAUGUAUUCUGAAGUCUACGGUCCAAUGAUUUGUAUAAAUUCAAGCACUACUCCAAGAAGAUAUGAACAAACUGCAGAAAUACAAUUUGCUGAUGGUACUGGAUGUUUUAUUAAGUUAGACUGUAAUGAAUCUCUGUGUGAUAUUCGAUUCAAUUUGGACGGUUUUACAGAUCGAUUAAUCUUCACAUACAAUAAACGUGCUUAUUAUAAUCUUAUAAAAACGGAUCCAGAUUUAUUGGAGACAAGUGAUCGUGUGAUUUACACGUUAAUCGGUGAAACAGUAACUCAUUAUGAUGAACGUAUACAUCAUAAAAAUAUGGGUUCAACACAAAGACUGUACUUAUAUAAAUAUCAUUUACGACUUGGUGAAUAUGAGAAAACAUUGGAAAGUCUGGAAAAUUCUCAUCAAUGUCAAGGUAGACAAUUAUCUUUGAAUAGUCCAACUGAUGACGUAACAGUUCGAAUUAUGAGUUGGACAAGUGAUGAGAUAAUUGGUCCAUCAUUUGAAAAGACUAAACGAUUUAUUGAUCGUAUGCUUCAACCUUGUGGAUAUGAAGAGACUGUCAGCGUUAGAAAUCGUGAAGCUACUACAGUUAACGCCAGUGUAACAAAUAUAACAGAUACUACUGUUAAUAAUACAAGUAGUAAUAGUACUAUUUCUCCUAAUGCUACUCCGAAUGCUACUAUCCCUAAUACAAAUACUACUACUACUUCUACUGUUAGUAGUAUGAAUAAUGAAAACAAUAAAAGGCCUUCAUUAUCGCCAUUAUCUUAUGUAACAACUGAAUAUCAACUACCAUAUCAUCCAACUUAUAUAUUACCAAGAUAUCCUGUUAACGACAAGCCAUAUCGUCAGUAUUAUUCACUAAGAGGAAGAUUAUGUUCCACUCCAUGUGAUCCAUCUGAUGGCACACUAAAAUGUCAAACCAGUAAUGUUUCAUCAAUUAAACCGCAGUACUGUGCAUUAGCUAGUCAAUAUUGUAAUCAGCCGAGUGAUAAAAUGUCUCGUCUUAAUGCUGAAGAAAUUGUGAAUGAAGUUGGAGAAGUAUGCUCAUUUACUGGUGCUAUACAUUCGCAUUCACAUACAAUGGAAUGUAAGGGAAAGAAGAGUUUGAUUGAUAUGAGAAGUUUGCUUGAACCUGACGCUAAAGGUGAUUGUACAAUGAUACAAAUUGAUACAGACGCUGAUAUCCGAUAUAAAGUUGAUCCAAUUUAUAUUCAAAUGAAACCAGUCAUGAAGUUAUGCAAAGAAAAGCGUACCAAGAAAAUGACAACAGAUCAAAUCUAUACAGAUCGUAUUACUUAUUCACCACGAUUUUGUCCCCUGGGCACUUAUCUUACUGAUUACAAUAAACGUGAAUGUAUUCCAUGUCCACCAGAUACAUAUGCAGAUAUUCAAACAAGUAAUCAGGAAUGUGAACCAUGUCCAAUGAAUCGGCCAAGUACAUUUUCAAUUGAAGGCUCUGUAUCAUCACAAUGCUCGAAUGAAUUAGUAGGGAAAUUACAAAGGAAAUUUUUUGAUUAUAAAAAUGAAACAGGUAAUGAAAGUUUAUCAGUUGAUUUUGCCUGGUCAUCAUCAUUAAUUCAACAACGUCUUUACAAUGAAACGCUGGACUGGCUUGCACCAAAACCAGAAUUUUUAGAAAAACAACGUCAAGCUGUUGCAGCAUUCCGCAGAAUGACACAAAUCACCUUUUCAUCCAGUGAAUUGGCUUUAAUUAUCAUCUUAUCUAUACCGAUAGCAAUAUUCGGUGGAACAUUAUUUAUGGUGAUUAUAUUCGGUUUGAGUAGACGAAUUAAAUGUCCAAUUGACGAUCAGAUGGAUACAAUGAAAGAAAAGCUGUCUGAUAAAAAACCAAUAUUGAUUAUUGAACAAAUUGCGCAUAAAUUAUUUUGUGCAGUUAUCAAAUUCCCUUUAAUGGUUUCUUCACUUAUGUCCAGAUUAAUUUCACGUAUCAUUGAAGAACUUGGUGAUUUACCCUAUAAAAUCAAACAUAGCCAAUUGUUUAAAUCUUUCCAAGAAAAUCUUAAAUCUUUUCAAGUAGCUGUAUCAAAACAAGUCUAUCGUCGACCAACAUUUGUACUUACAGAUAAUUUUAAUCAUUUAGUACACACGCUAACUGAUAUCAUGAUCAAUCGUAUCACAGAGACAGCUUUGAAUGAUUUAAAUUAUCAACGUAAACAAAAGUUGAAUAUUGAACAAAAGCUUAAACAACACAUUCAAGCGUAUAAUCAAGCUAAACAGAAGGCUGACAGUGCACAAACUGCUUUAAAAACGCUAGAAAGUGAAUAUCAGUUGGCUAGUAAACAAUCAAGUCAACAAAUCAAUAAUGAAACGCCUAGAAAAGAGGAAUUACCCUCAAUCAAAACGGAAUAUGAAAAUAAACUCGCUAGAGCGUUGCAUUUAAUUGAAACUACCCAACAGGAAGUUAGUCAAAAGCGUAGAGAGUUAGCCCAAGCUGAAAUGAAACUCCUGUCAUCAGAAUCACCAAUAUCAGAAAGUGCUGAACACUUGGUAUUUAAUGAAGAUGAGAAGUCGAUCUAUUAUGCAGCACCAGAACUGAGGGCUUACCUUCGUCUACCACGUCACUAUAAUGAUGCUUUCUUCUUACUGCAUCCAAAAUUGAAGAUAAAUGAAAUGAAACGGAGUUUUCAUUCUGGAAUAUGUUCUCUACAAUACGAGUAUGAUGAAAGAAUCUUUGGUCAGUCGCAGUGUACUAGAAUUGUAAAUAAAAUAUUGGAGUCAGCUCCAUAUAUUACAUGGGGUUCUGAAUGGGGUUGUUAUGAUUCAUUACUACCUAUAAAUAUUACUGGUUACUAUCAAAUUUAUACAGAACCAAUAGAAAUGGUUACAAUGGGUUUAGCUGCUCACACGAAUGCAUAUUGUUCUGUGAACAGCCUGCAUAUUAGAAAUGAAGUACCAUUGGUUUGUCAAAUGAAUAUCUUCGGUGGAUACAGUUGGUGGGCAGUUAAAGAACAUUCAUGUUCAGUUCCAGAAUUUGAAUUGCCACUAUUCAGUGAAUUAAUUGAAUAUAGGGAAAGUCCAAUCUAUUGUUCAUUACGCAUAUUUUUCUUAUAUGGUUAUAUGAAAGUUGGUCUAGACAGUAUUACAACACGAAUUGAGAAUACACUGGAAACACUGUCACAAGAUUGUCAAUCUCACGAAAAAUGGAUAUUUGAAAGUAUCUAUAAAGAUUUACUCAAUAUAUUCGAUCUGCUUAUUUAUCAUUCAGUGCGAAAAAGAGAUAUGUUUUAUGAGACUAAAUAUUCUCCGAAGAUCUAUCAAAUAAUGUUGCUUUUCAACAGUUAUUUUAGUAGUUAUUUCAAUAUGAAUACAGCAGAGGCGUAUCAUCGCAGUCGAUUCAUACACUGGUACACUUAUCCAGCAGGUAAAAAUGUUAGAGUUGUAGAUUGUGGACCAUACUUUAAAGUUAGUGGACUGCAGUUGGAUGGUGGAAUCAUGUAUACGUGUUUGGAUGGAUUACCUAUUAAAGAGCAGUAUGGACCUUCAGCUCUCAUCACGAAUGGUUUUAUAGGCAUUAAUAAAACUAAUACAACGAACUAUCAUGUGAAAAUAACCUUUCUUGGACUAUUAGAUAAACCAUUACCACGUUAUGCUUGCUUAUAUCAACAUUUUGAUUAUAAAAGUUAUCCAGCAGAAUUAAAUACAGUCUGUAAAUUUGAUUCCACAACUGAUAACAGUAUGACAUGUUUAUGUACAAAGCCUGGAUUCUAUGCCCUGUGUCAGAUUGAGUAUACAAGUAUGAUAUGGCGUCCGAAGAAUAAAUUAAAUAAUUAUUCAAUUAUACUUUUACAUGCAACGGUCAUAAUUACAAUGAGUGUUUUGAUGUUAAUUAUACUGCAUAUUCGAUGCUCAGCUGCAGCAAGUAGGAUCUAUGCAGGUCCAAAGCGAAGAAAAACUUGGCGAAAAUAUAUGUGCUUUUUAGAUCUUAUCCUUCAACAAUUUAUUAUUUAUAUAUGUAUGCUUGGCACUCAACUGAGUGCUAUUCGUCAUGCAAAGAAAACUAGUUGUCAGUUACUAUGGGCUAUCAGUGGUGGAUGUUAUUGGAUAUCAGGAUUACUCAAUUUAGUUCAUUCCAUUAUCACUUUCUCAGCAAUAAGAAGUUAUAAUCUAUACAGAUUAUGUAUUAAAUUGACAAUUGUCACUUAUGCAAUUGGUAUAAUGAUAGUCGCUUCUUUCUAUGCUACUGUCUUACACCAUGAUACAACGGCGAACUGUUUACCAAAAAAUCUAAAGUAUUUGACUGCUAUACCAGUAUUAUCAUUCCAUGUAAUCAGUUUUAUAUUCCUCUCAACCUAUUGGAUAUUUCGUCCUUACCAUUUUAUUGAUGAAUGGAUUGGAAAUUUUAUAAAUACAGUGACUGGUUUCGUGCUAUGGAUACCAUUAGCAACAAUGGAUUCAUCGAACGAUUCUUCUUUGCAUUAUGAUGUCACAUUAACUAUGCUUAAUAUAAUAAGAGCUCUAAUUUUUGCUGUUUAUCAAAUAUUCUUGAAAUAUAGCAUAUUAGGAUAUUAUUAUCGAUUUUUGGGAUUUUGCGUAUUAUACUGUCGUAAAAGACACAGUCAUAGACUACGUCAAGAUUAUAUGGGGAGUGAAACAGCUUCAUCGAUACGAUCCUAUCAGGAAUUGAUUUUUCCAUCGACAAAAUAUCGGAAAAGAUCAUCGGUAAGUUAG